Doryrhamphus excisus (bluestripe pipefish) is the source of this 1394-nucleotide messenger RNA. RefSeq names its product sushi domain-containing protein 6. The record is from RefSeq and is a predicted model, not a curated record. Lineage: Eukaryota; Metazoa; Chordata; Actinopteri; Syngnathiformes; Syngnathidae. Gene Ontology annotation, biological process: DNA damage response.
GCUUGGCGGCGGUGGGUAGCCAAUGAGAGGCGGCGCGGUAUGAUCACGCUCAGCUGAUCCAGGAGCGGCGACCCAAGCGAGGAGGACACACUUGUUGCCGAGUAGCAGAAGCGUCCACUACUUUCGUCUUCGUCAACGUCUCCACUGCCUUCAGGUUUGAUGUCUGCGUUGCCGUCAUCCCCGUGGAAGUGCGGCUGCAUCGGUCAGCUCUGUGUCCUCCUCUUGACCUUCCUGCCCCACAUCCUUGCAGGCAGGCUGAGUAACUGCAGCCACCCUCUGGUGCCGGAACAUGGCGGCUUCCGCUGCGAUCCCUCGCCCUGCAGAGGUUUCCCACACAAGAGCUCGGUCCGCAUGUUCUGCGAGGCCGGGUACCGCCCCAACACGUCGGGUGUCGCCUGGUGCCACCACGGCGCCUGGAAACCCCCGCUUCCCGCCUGCGUCCGCCUCAAGGGGGGCGCUCACGUGAAAGUGGACAGCGGAAUCCACGUGGCGUCCACGGCUGCGGGCGUGUCCAUCUUCCUGCUCACCACCACCGCCUGCCUGGUGGUCAAGUCCCGCCUCUGCACCUGUCUGUCACACAGCAGGCGGCGGCCGUCUGACCAGCUGGACCUGAUGGGGGAGGGACUUCCUGUCACGUUGCCGUCCUACGAGGAGGCGGUGUACGGCAGCUGGGGGCAGCGCCUCCCCACUUGCUCGUCGCCGGGCCCCACCCAGCUCCUGUUGGCCCGUGAGCCCCUCACUGACCAAUCGGGGGAUGCCCCGCCCGCUUACGAGGAGGUCCAGUCACAGGGCAGAGACAGGACGAGCGACGUCCAGCGGCUACGUGUGUCGUUGUCGGACGACAAGGACAUUUGAAGGACAGUUGAACAUUUGAUUCACAGUUCAAGGAUGUGAUGACUCAGCACUUUUUUUUUGGGGGGGGGGCAGCUGGCUGGCCUCCAGAUGGAAAAUGAUUGGCCAGUUUGCACACAUCUUAGUCAUUUUAAAAUAUUUUUUAAUAUAUGUGUGUGUGUGUGUGUGUGUGUGUGAGAUGCGUACUUGAACGCAUGUUUCCAUGGCAACCAACUGUGUGUGAAUUCCCGCCAGGACUGUGUGACUAAAUCUGUUUCAACAUGUGCUGGUGUUAUUUUAAAAUGCUUCCAUUAUGAUUGCGUUUUUGUUUAACCCACAAGGACAUAAUGUGAAUGAAAAUGAUCUGUUCCAGGGUCAAACCGUGGCCUUUUUUUUUUUAACAUGUUCAACAUUUUUAGCUCAGAUUACCCUCCAAUUCCGAGGGAAUUUUGCAAAAGCGGAUCACACAUGCUGAAUGUUGAGUUUCUUGGAUGAGCUCUUGUAAAUAAAGUUAGAAAAUACAAAUAUGAUGCCUUAUAAACUUCCUGUUUGCAAUCUCACAA